AUGUCCGCCGAGCAGGUGAGCGGCCUCUGCGAGCAGCUGGUGAAGGCGGUGACCGUCAUCAUGGACCCGGCGUCCACGCAGCGGUACCGCCUGGAGGCCCUCAAGUUCUGCGAGGAGUUCAAGGAGAAGUGCCCCAUCUGCGUGCCCUGCGGGCUGAAGCUGGCGGAGAAGACGCAGACGGCCAUCGUCCGGCACUUCGGCCUGCAGAUCCUGGAGCAUGUGGUCAAGUACCGCUGGAACAAUAUGCCUCGCCUAGAAAAAGUUUAUCUAAAGAACAAUGUUAUGGGCCUCAUAUCCAGUGGAACUCAAAGUAUCCUGGAGGAGGAAAGUCACAUUAAGGACGUACUGUCUCGCAUUGUCGUGGAGAUGAUCAAGCGGGAAUGGCCUCAGCACUGGCCUGACAUGCUAAAGGAGUUGGAUACCCUCUCCAAGCAAGGGGAAACUCAGACAGAACUGGUGAUGUUCAUCCUCCUACGUUUGGCAGAGGAUGUGGUGACUUUUCAAACUCUGCCUACUCAGCGGCGACGAGAUAUCCAGCAAACCCUCACCCAGAACAUGGAAAAGAUCUUCAGCUUCCUACUAACUGCCCUGCAGCAGAACGUCAACAAGUACAGAUGCAUGGUUGGAGCACCCCAGGAACAAGAAGUCCUUACCACUCCACAGAAGACUGAUUUGGCUCAGGAACCAAAGGCUCAGGCAAACUGUCGUGUGGGGAUAGCGGCACUCAACACUUUGGCUGGCUACAUUGACUGGGUAGCCCUAAGCCAUAUUACAGCAGACAACUGCAAGCUCUUGGAGAUGUUGUGUCUCCUCCUAAAUGAGCCUGAACUUCAAGUUGGAGCAGCAGAGUGUCUCCUGAUUGCUGUCAGCAGGAAAGGUAAGCUGGAGGACCGGAAGCCUCUGAUGGUCUUGUUUGGAGACGUUGCCAUGCACUGCAUCCUCUCUGCUGCCCAGACAGCAGAUGGAGAAGGCCUGGUGGAGAAGCACUAUGUGUUCUUGAAGAGACUUUGCCAAGUUUUGUGCGCAUUGGGCAGCCAGCUAUGUGCGUUGCUAGGCUCAGAUUGUGAUGUGGAAACGCCAGCCAACUUUGGAAAAUACCUUGAGUCAUUUUUAGCCUUCACAACCCAUCCCAGCCAGUUUCUGCGCUCUUCUACCCAGAUCACAUGGGGAGCCCUCUUUCGGCAUGAAGUUCUGUCUCAUGACCCUUUGUUACUGGCUGUUGUUCCCAAGUAUCUCCGUGCGUCUAUGACCAACCUAGUGAAGGUGGGCUUUCCUUCCAAAGCAGACAGCCCCAGCUGUGAAUACUCCCGUUUUGAUUUUGACAGUGACGAGGAUUUCAAUGCCUUCUUCAACUCUUUCCGAGCCCAGCAAGGAGAAGUGAUGAGAAUGGCUUGUCGUCUGGACCCUCUAACUGGCUUCCAAAUGGCUGGUGAAUGGCUGAAGUACCAGCUCACAGCUCCUGUUGAUACUGGACCCAUGAACUCUAAGACAGGCGAAGGUCUCUGCUCCAUCUUCUCUCCAUCCUUUGUGCAGUGGGAUGCCAUGACCUUCUUCUCGGAGAGUGUCAUCAGCCAGAUGUUUCGAACCAUGGAUAAAGAUGAAAUCCCAGUGAAUGAUGGCAUAGAUCUGCUGCAGCUUGUCCUUAAUUUUGAAACAAAAGAUCCUCUCAUCCUGUCCUGUGUGCUCACCAAUGUCUCUGCUCUCUUUCCAUUUGUUACUUACCGACCAGAAUACCUCCCACAAGUACUUUCCAAGCUAUUUGCUUCAGUUACCUUUGAAGUUGUAGAAGAAAGUAAGUUUGUUGUGUCUGUCCAGGCUCCUAGAACUCGAGCAGUGAAGAAUGUGAGAAGGCAUGCGUGUUCCUCAAUCAUAAAGAUGUGCCGGGAUUACCCUCAGCUUGUCCUGCCAAACUUUGAGAUGUUGUACAACCACGUGAAACAGCUGCUGUCAAAUGAGCUACUUCUGACGCAGAUGGAGAAGUGUGCUCUUAUGGAGGCCCUGGUCCUCAUCAGCAAUCAGUUUAAGGACUAUGAGCGACAGAAGGCUUUCCUGGAGGAGCUCAUGGCUCCUGUGGCUGGCUUAUGGCUCUCCCCAGAGAUGCAGAGAGUCCUCUCAGAUCCUGAAGCCUUUAUAUCCUACGUGGGUGCAGACAACAAAAUUGCUGAUCCGGUUUUGGAAGAUCCUAGUGGCCUGAACCGGUCUAGAAUAAGCUUUUGCGUGUACACCAUUCUCGGAGUUGUGAAACGAGCUCGUUGGCCUGCUGCUACUGAAGAGGCAAAAGCUGGAGGAUUCUUUUUGGGAUACCUGCCCAGUGGAACUCCAAUGUACCGUAAUCCCUGCACCGAGCAGGUCCUGAAGCUUUUUGACAAUUUACUUGCACUCAUAAGGACUCACAACAACCUCUACAUGCCAGAGAUGGUGGCUAGGCUGGGGGAUACGUUUGCAAAAGCCUUGGACAUGCUGGAGGUGGAGAAGAAUGCUAUUCUAGGUCUUCCUCAGCCUUUGUUGGAACUUUAUGACUCUCCUGUUUACAAAACAGUCUUAGAAAGGAUGCAGGGCUUCUUUUGUACCCUCUACGACAACUGUUUUCACAUCCUGGGAAAUGCAGGCCCCUCCAUGCAACAGGAUUUCUACACUGUUGAGGGUCUUGCUACCCAGCUCCUCAGCUCUGCUUUCAACAACCUCAACAACAUUCCUGAUUACAGACUGCGUCCCAUGCUCCGUGUGUUUGUGAAGCCCUUGGUACUUUCCUGCCCCUCAGAAUACUAUGAAACCCUCGUCUGCCCCAUGCUGGGACCACUCUUUACCUAUCUGCACAUGAGGUUGUCCCAGAAAUGGCAGGUGAUCAACCAGCGAAGCAUGCUCUGUGAGGAUGAUGCUGCAGAUGACAACCCCGAGUCUCAGGAGAUGCUUGAGGAACAGCUGGUCAGGCUGCUGACUCGAGAAGUCAUGGAUCUCGCCACUGUUUGCUGUGUUUCUAAGAAAGGUGUUGAACAGAACACUACUGCUGCUGUAGAUGGAGAUGAUGAUGAGGCGAUGGCCACAGAGGUGACUCCCCCUGCCAAUGCAGAGCUCACCGAGCUCGGCAAGUGUCUGAUGAAGCAAGAGGAUGUUUGCACUGCAGUGCUGAUCACUGCCUACACAUCCUUAUCCUGGAAGGACACCCUGUCCUGCCAAAGAACCACAACACAGCUUUGCUGGCCACUGCUCAAACAGGUGCUUCCAGGAAACCUCCUUCCCGAUGCUGUGUCCUGGUUUUUCACAAGUGUGCUGAAGGGCUUACAGGUACAUGGGCAGCACGAUGGGUGCAUGGCAGCUCUUGUCCACCUGGCUUUCCAGAUCUACGAGGCCUUGCGGCCUCGCUAUGGUGAGCUGAAGGCAGUGAUGGAGCAGAUCCCAGACAUCCAGCUGGACUCUUUGGAGCAGUUUGAUUCAAAGCUUCUCAACCCAACACUACAGAAAGUGGCAGACAAGCGCCGGAAGGAUCACUUCAAGCGCCUCAUCUCAGGUUGCAUUGGGAAGCCCAUUGGGGAGCAGUUCCGCAAGGAGGUUCAUAUCCGGAACCUUCCAUCUCUCUUCAAAAAGGUGAAGCCAUCAUUGGAGACAGAUGUGCUAGAAAACGAGGACGGAGAGGGCUUCAAUGUACUCUUUGAACCCUAAGCCUGGGAUGCUGCAACCAUCUCCUCCCCUACCUUAUAAUUUGUCUCUCCUCAUAGUAAGCACAUUAGAUUCUCCUUGUCACCGCCUCCACAAGCAUUCAUCUGAAUAAAGCCCCUUACGGGUCCUGUCCCCUUCUCUUCCAUACACUGGGAUGGGGCCUGCGGUGGCAUUUGAGCCAGUCAAUAUUAAGCUCUUCCCCUGACUCCUUCCCCUCCACUGGAUGAGCAUCUUUAGACCUCUAUUUCUCUGGAAGGUGGGAGCUGAGUCCAUAGACCUCAUUAGGGUAAAGCUUGAUCAUCUUGUAGCCUCGGGUCACUCUUGCUCCACCUCUUUAUCCCUUGGGGUUUAGGGUUAAUGCAAAAGGCA
Sturnus vulgaris (Common starling) is the source of this 4026-nucleotide messenger RNA. The record is from RefSeq and is a predicted model, not a curated record. Lineage: Eukaryota; Metazoa; Chordata; Aves; Passeriformes; Sturnidae.